This is a messenger RNA of Suillus subaureus, 399 nucleotides long. RefSeq lists its product as uncharacterized. The annotation marks the transcript as partial. Lineage: Eukaryota; Fungi; Basidiomycota; Agaricomycetes; Boletales; Suillaceae. The transcript has 2 exons. The record is from RefSeq and is a predicted model, not a curated record.
CACCCUUACUGGUAUGCCUGUGUUCUGGGCAUAUUUCACAUGGACAUAUGGCUUAAUGCUGAUGGUUCGAUGAAAACGCACCAUAUUGAAGCUCUCUAUGUUAGAUGGCUAGCCCCAUUGACCGGUCACUGGUCAGGGAUGAAUUGCACUCAACUGCCAAAGGUAGCUUUCAUCAAAGAGGCUGACUCCGAUGCAUUUGGAUUUCUCAAUCCCAGCCAGGUCAUCAGAAGCACACAUUUGAUUCCAGCUUUUGCUUCUGGAUGGGGAACAAGCUCUCUGUGCUAUGGAAAGUCAUUUGCAUGUCAAAAUGAUGGAUUAGACAACUGGGAGGCAUAUUAUGUUGGCAUAUUCGCGGAUCGAGACAUCUUCAUGCAUUACACACACUGUGGAAUCAGACAU